AUGAGCGGGAGAGACUAUGUAUCAACGAGUGGAGAGCUCCCUUCGCAGAAAUUCGAGGUCUCCCCUGUUCUGGCAGAACUUGCGACUGUAUUCUCCGUUGCGACGAACAACACCUUGGUCUGGACGAACGACGUGUUCGCCGGGCGCCAGGCUCUUUUCUGUGUCUUUGGCUCCGUGGUUCAGGUCGUGUUCGAUGGCCAAGCGCCGCCAGGCUGCACAGUGACGCUGGUCAAUGUCAUUCCCGUUGCAGAAGUUGGUUCCUCUUCGACAUCCUCUAUCAGCGAGUCACAACCGUCAAGUCUGAGCACGACGCUGGCCUCAUCUAGUCAAAUGACCAGCACAACAGCCAGUCUGUCCACGGGGUUACUCUCGACUUCCACUACGAGCCUGCAGACCUCUCCAGCCACAUCACUCGCGGCAAGCUCACAAACUGCAAAUCCGCCAACUCCACCUUCCCCUACGACAGCCUCACCGUAUUCGAUUCCAACCUUACAGUCUUCAUCGUCAACAUCUCCAGGCACGACGGCAUAUCCGUCUCCUACCACAACCGGCGUACCGAACUGCUUUGAUCGUUCACCAUUUGACGGCACAGUCAAUGGCAAUUAUCUGAUCCUUUGCGAUACGGAUCUUCCAGGCUUUGACUUGGACGCGGUACCGGCAUCUGAUAUCGCCGACUGUAUCGACGCCUGCAAUUCGUACGUGCCCGGAUCUGAAGGGCCGUGUAUUGCGGUCGAGUUUGACAUUCUUGCGGCUUCGAACCCAUGUCAGCUCAAGUUCGACAUCGGUGUCGUGAACAGGGGCGCGAAUGCAUUCGCCCAAGCUGCCAUCAUUGUUAAUCAGCCAUAUGCUCCUCAGAUUGUGUUUGCGGACAACGGAAGCAGCGCCUCAGACACGGUCAUCUUGGAGUCCUCCACCACGACUUCAAGCGUGUCUGUGACAACGCCUGAGCUGACAACCUCUGGGACAAGUGGUGGAUCACCGCUGCCGGAUACGUCCAGCCCUUCGCUCACGACAACUAUGUCCUCGGCAAGGAGCAAUCCAACUAGCGCUCCCGCGACAACCCAGCAAACGUCCAUUUCCCCUAUUGGUGGAGGCUCAUCAAGUACUACGACCUCAAGUCCAGGGUCUAGAUCCGGUGCUGCCGGUUCCUCAGUAGCUACAGCGUCUACAACAAACCAGCAACCAUCUAACGCUGCGACAAGUUCUAGUUUGUCUUCCAGGUCCGCUCCGAGCUCCUCAGCCUCCACAACAGCCGCCUCCACCCCAGCUUUACCAACAACUCUGUCUGCCACCACUCCUUCGAGUCUGCAGUCAACAACUGUUAGUCGCACGGGAGGCACUUCAACAACUACUUCAAGCUCAAGCUCAAAUUCAAGCUCAAAUACAUCGCAGACGACCACACUGACGACCACAUCUCCGCAAACCUCGGUAAGAAGCACGACACUGCCAUUGACUUCUACAUCCACGUCUCCAUACUGCUCUGCAAGCCCGACGACAAGCGCUCUCUGCCCCACAUACAAUCAUCAAGCCUUGAACGUCAACAGCGAUGGCGUCUGUUACGAAGUCGAGUGUUCAACAACACUACAGGGCAACAUUCUGAACGGCAACUCCACGACAGCCAGCUCCCUCAAGACAUGCCUUGGGUUUUGUACUCUGUACAACAUUGCUCUGCCGUAUGGGUGUGUCGGGGUCAACUAUCUCGGCUCGACGACUGGAAGCAGCCCGAACUGUAUCUUGCUGUCCAGCAUCACGAGCACAACCUAUAGUCCCGGCAUCGACAGUGGCCGUCUCCUAUUCCCAGGAUACCCAUCGAUCACCGAUCCCAUGCUAGGAACCACUAGCACCAGCACCCGCACCGCCACCACUACGGUCCCGGCCACGAUAUCCACUAAUACUAUAUCAACAUCGGUUUCGACAUCGACAUCAGUAUCAGUCUCAAUAUCACGUGCGACAACCAUCUCGACCUCGACCUCGACCUCGAGUACCACGACAACAACGACAACAACUUCAUACUCGCCCUUGAGCUGCGCGCCCGCCCCAUCUGCGUCGGCAUGCCCAGGAACGCCUCCUGCGACAUGUUACGACUACAACAUCUACGGCUCGGACGUCAACUACGAGAUCGAAUGUGCCACCAGCUUCACCGGCGCCGUCAUCCAGCCGCUGAUCGCCUUCUCCUUGGAAGACUGCAUCGGGUGGUGUCAAUACCAGAACCUGCUGCAGACCAACAGCUGCCUCGGCCUGACCUUUCAAGAGGGCGCCACUGGCCAAGGCACCGCCAACAAUUGCUUCAGAUACUCGUCCCUGACAUGCGCCACGCGAGGGAACGCCACCUUCGACAGCGCUCGUAUGCUCUAUUCCGGCUAUCCUCGCAUGACGGACUAUACUGACCCUAGCUUCGUCUGUCCUACGUGA
Molecule: messenger RNA, 2412 nt
Organism: Capronia epimyces CBS 606.96
Lineage: Eukaryota; Fungi; Ascomycota; Eurotiomycetes; Chaetothyriales; Herpotrichiellaceae
Exons: 2
Coding region: 1-2412 (803 amino acids)
Source: RefSeq, a predicted model, not a curated record